Messenger RNA from Dermacentor andersoni, 1426 nucleotides. Its product is annotated as neprilysin-like. Lineage: Eukaryota; Metazoa; Arthropoda; Arachnida; Ixodida; Ixodidae. Gene Ontology annotation, biological process: proteolysis. The record is from RefSeq and is a predicted model, not a curated record. Gene Ontology annotation, molecular function: metalloendopeptidase activity.
UGGUGCGCACGCGGGCACGCAGCACUCCGUUCACGCGCUGUCUAGAACGUUCGCGUUGAAGAUCGUCUUUUGAGAGUCGACACUACGAUAUUAACAGCAGAGCCUCAAGUAGCAUCGAACGCAGGUCUGGUUUAUGACACCACGGAGAGAGCACGGUAGAGGCGCGCCGUCGCCAGCGCCGGAGGACCACCGUGUGUGGCGACCUGACCACGCAGCGUUCGUGGGCGCCGUGGGUCUGAUCGCGGCUGCCGUGUGCGUCGCCGUGCCCAUCGGUUUGCGUCUGAGCCUGAUACGUUGCAAGGGCAGCGAGUGCCUGUCGCUAGAGCGGGACAUGAAGCGCGCCAUGGAUCCCGGUGCAGACCCGUGCAGCAACUUCUACCAGCACGUCUGUGGCCGAUGGGUCAGUGGAAAGACGGACUUCGCAUAUGUCACCUACAAGUACAGGAACUUCCGGGACAAGGAUCUGAUGCACGAACUGGUGACGGGCGUCUCGCUGACUCCGAAUCGCCAUCAGACCACCCGUGAUAAGCUGGCCCUACUGUACCUCAGCUGCCACGCAGAAGUUAACAACGAGGAGUCCAUUGGCGAUUUCCUACGUGUCCUUAUACUGACCUGGCCGAAGCGCUCCCACUCAAGUGCCUUCGAGGUAUGACGAACCUUUAGUCAGCACUGCGCAUGUCUGCCUCUUUGUCACUUACUCGCGCGAUCAUCCGGGAAAUAUAGGAAAGACUUCUGGUGUCGGAAUUGCGACCAUGGCACAUGAAGGCUUUCGUGGACUCAUCAAACUGUACAUCCUUGCCGGCAAGGUACAUUGAAAUGGUGUUUGUGACACUCGAGUGCUCUACUAGACACGUAACCACAAUACGUGGUCUAACGCAAGUUUAGUAUAUGCCCCAGUAGGAAUGUUAUGUUUUCAUACUUACCAUACCUUCCUGCACCAAUGCCCUGACUGAUCGCAGUUUAGUAGAACUGUCAACGGCGGAUGCAUACCACUUAAGAACACCUCAGACGUGAGCAGGUUACGAGUUGUGUCAUGUGAACAGAAAAAUAAACAUGCACAGGUAACUGUGAGCAAAAACAAAUCGUCGACAGGCUCAUAAAAAAAAAACGGAAUUGAGUCUUGAUUCGGACACACAAAAUGUAAUUGACAUGCAUCGCAAAGCUCGCAGUGCCGAGUUUGGACUGCAGUCUUCAAUUUAAGGUUACAUUCGUGAAAUGAAAAACAAAAGUUCAUCCACCGGAUUGCGACAUGGAGCUACAAAGGAAAGCUGGACCAGGACCAAUUUUUCCUGAACUGCGAAGUAUUCUUGCUGAGAAACCCAAAGUGCUUUCCGUUGUAGCUUCGUACUGGAUUAGGGUCGAUGACCAUUUCUCCCUUUCACGAUGCUUCCACUAGCUUGCGCGAAUCUGCAGCACUUAUUUUCUC